AGUCUGCUGGAUGGACGCAGUUUCUCGAGUGGACCAAAGAUUAUUGUAAAACGUACCCUUUGUACAAAACUCAAUUUAGCCAUUAAAUAUACGAACAGGACAGUCCUUACCGAGAGAUAGGCUAUACGGGGAAACAUCUCUCCAAUGAUGCAAAACUGCAGCAACUUUUAAAGGUUAAAGAAGAGGAACCGUUUAAUAGGGAAAUAUAACAAUGCAAAUGGAUCAGACGUACGGUGAGGUUAACCAGCUCGGCGGAGUGUUUGUCAAUGGUCGACCCCUUCCUAAUGCGAUUCGGAUCCGGAUUGUCGAACUUGCGCAGCUCGGAAUCAGACCGUGUGACAUCAGUCGACAGCUCCGGGUCUCUCAUGGCUGUGUGAGCAAAAUUCUGGCCCGAUACAACGAGACCGGCUCCAUUUUACCCGGUGCAAUCGGCGGGAGUAAACCCCGGGUCACGACACCAAACGUGGUGAAGAGUAUACGGGAUUAUAAACAAGGCGAUCCUGGAAUAUUUGCUUGGGAAAUACGCGACCGACUGCUGGCCGAUGGAGUGUGUGACAAAUACAAUGUUCCGUCUGUCAGCUCCAUCAGUCGCAUUUUAAGAAACAAGAUUGGGAACCUGUCCCAACCGAGCCAGUAUGACAGCAGCAAACCCUCUCCUCCACUCUCCUACAAUCAUAUGUAUCCAUAUUCCUACCCGAGCGCCAUGUCCCCGACCGGGUCCAAAUUGGGCAGUCCCCCUGCUGUGUCUGUCAGUCUGUCCCGGGCCUGGCCGUCCGUCCACACCGUCAGCAACAUAUUAGGAAUACGGGCUUUCAUGGACCCUGCAGCCAUAGCUGGAGCCGAGAGUUAUCAGCCGAAAAUGGAGGACUGGACGGGUGUUAACAGACCUUCAUUCGCUUCUGUCCACGGAGUCAACGGGAUUGAUAAAGCACCCAUAGAACCCGACAUUAAGUACACCCAGGCUUCUUCAAAUUUAUCCGGUUGUGUCCCUGCGUGUGCAUACUCAGCCACUAAUCAGUACGGUGUUUACGGUGGACAUACCGGUAAUUAUGGGCAUCACUGGCAGUCUCAGGGCUCGAGUCUUGCCCAUCCGAAUACCGGAACCAUGAUACAGAGCCCGAACCUUCACGGCACCAUAUCCUUCAAACAUCAGUCCCGAGAAGCUGUAGACAGAAAGAGUCCUCUGAGCAAACAUCAGCAAGAGGGUCUGAGUGGCGUUCAUGGACUAUCGCUUCCUACCUCAGAAUCAUAAUAACACAAAGACUUCCGGAGAGAACAAAAAAAAAAAAAAGGUUUGAUCUGUUCAUCUUUUGCUUAUGUGCAGCUUUAAGGACUCACAUCAGUAAGUUAUUGAUAAAGCAUGUACCCGAAUGUUUCAUACCAUUAUAGACAUGUGGGAUCUGAAGCUGUGGACAUCACAGGGGGAUUUGUUUUUAUUAUUAUUAUUAUUAUUAUUAUUAUUUGUUUUUUUUUCUUGUUGCAAUAUUUGCAGUAAAUUGUUCCUUGUUUUGUUUUUUUGGUGCAUAUGAAUUUACUGUUUGACUGCUAUUUUAAAUGGACUGCAUUUUGUUUGAACUAUUCUCUUGACAAUAACUCAACAUUGUUAGACUAAUUCGCCACGACGACAUGAAACUGUUGUGUGCAAAUGAACAUGUCAGUGCAUUUUCGUCUCCAAUACUGAAAGAAUAUGCAGUAUAUACAUAUCUAUUUUUGUAAUUCGAUUUCUGCUUAAUAAAGGCAUGUCAAA
This is a messenger RNA of Xyrauchen texanus (razorback sucker), 1747 nucleotides long. It is a transcript of the gene pax1b, whose product is annotated as paired box 1b. The coding region runs from base 212 to 1252 and encodes 346 amino acids. NCBI's taxonomy places the organism in Eukaryota, Metazoa, Chordata, Actinopteri, Cypriniformes, Catostomidae. Gene Ontology annotation, biological process: anatomical structure development; regulation of transcription by RNA polymerase II. The record is from RefSeq and is a predicted model, not a curated record. The transcript has 5 exons. Gene Ontology annotation, molecular function: RNA polymerase II cis-regulatory region sequence-specific DNA binding; DNA-binding transcription factor activity, RNA polymerase II-specific.